CGGGCCAGGAUUUCGCGAUAGUCAUUGGAGCUGAUGUAGUAUAAAGAUGGUAGGCUGAAGGGUUAUUUGAAGGGUACUGCCAUCUCGCUCUUAACUUACGACGCAACGGAAUUGGAGAAGUAGAUACAAUGGCAGCGUCAGAGCCAUCAUACCUCAUCGUUGGAGCCGGUGUUUUCGGUGUUUCUACUGCCUACCACCUGAUCAAAAAGUAUCCUAACCGCCAGAUCACUAUUCUCGACCAGGAUCCGUACGAUGGCGACAAUCGCGUAGCUGCAUCAUGGGACUGGAACAAGGUUGUGCGUGCUGAUUACGACGACAUCGUAUACACUGAGCUCGCCCUCGAGGCUCAGGAUGUGUUCAACGAAGACCCUCUCUGGAAACCUUACUUCCACCAGACCGGUAUCUUCUGGGUGUGCCGCUCAGACUAUGCCCAGGACGUCAUCAACAACUACAAGAAGCUUGGACGCGUCGCCGACCUCAAGGCUGUGUCUGUUGAGGAAGCUAAGAAGCUAUUCGGAGGCCUCUUCGAGGAUGCAAACUAUGACGGCGCGAAGGAAGUGCUAGUUAACAAGACAAGUGGCUGGUCGGAAGCCGGCAACGCCUUGCGAGCUGUGACCAAAUGGUCAAUAGAGAAGGGUGUCAAGUACGUCGUGGGAAAGGCUAAGAGCCUGGAGUUCGACAGACACAACACAUGUACCGGUGUCACAACAGAAGACAUGGUGCUGCGUGCAGCCAAUGUCAUCCUGUCGACCGGAGCCUAUACUGGCAAGCUCCUGGAACAGGCUGCAAAGGCAAGCGGUAACAAGAAUCUCCGAGCCGGACACAGAAUUGUUGCUGGUGGUAUCACCACUGGCAUGACUACUCUCGACGAGAAGUCAUACGAGCGUUUCAAGGACAUGCCCGUCGGUGUGCAGGGAUACAACGCCCAAAUUGGUCCUUUCAUUGGCAGCUUGCCUCCUACCAAGGACCGCGAGCUCAAGUGGUGGGGAGAGAAGAUCUUCAAAAACACACAUGAGGCCGUCCCCGGCAGCUGGAUCUCAGCGCCACCGACAGGGAAGGACUACAACCAGUGGGAUGUACCUGGGCCACUCAAACUUGACAUCGAUCACGCAAACGACGUCUUCUACGGCAAGAAUGGUGCCAACUGGAAGAUGGACAAGCAUCGCAUCUGCUGGGAUGCUUUCACGACAAGCUCCGACUUCAUAAUCUCGCCACACGCCGCGGCAAAGGGUCUGUACAUCGCCACAUGUGGCUCGUUCCACGGCUACAAGUUCUUCCCAGUCCUGGGCAAGUACGUUGUGCAGAUGUUGGAGGGCAAUUUGAGGCCAGACCACAAGGAGAAGUGGGCCUGGGAUCGGGAGAGGCCUUCUCCUUCUCUGAACCCCGACUGGCCAAGAUUCGAGAUGAGGGAUCUGUUGGAUCAGUGGCCCAAGGCGAAGCUGUAGUGGAUAGCGAAGCAAACUAAGUGAAGCGUUUGGGAAGGUACAUCUAAGCAUUAAAUGCGCGGCAUUUGAACCACAAUUUGGUCUUUGGUAGAGACACACCAGCAACAUGAUAUUGCAUGCCAAACAAGCGCAACGAAAUAACAUGGGAAGUAUGAUCAGCAGCGUAAUAAUUAAGCUCAGACUCUGUCUACUGUUGCUGACCUUUCUGCAUCCCAUGCGGCGCUAGUACUGCUAGCGAGCACCCCACAGCUCCGCACAACCCACACCUGAACAGAACUUGUAUUAGCAAAUAAAAAGUGCAAAAA
Messenger RNA from Didymella exigua CBS 183.55, 1750 nucleotides. Its product is annotated as sarcosine oxidase. Lineage: Eukaryota; Fungi; Ascomycota; Dothideomycetes; Pleosporales; Didymellaceae. The coding region runs from base 129 to 1445 and encodes 438 amino acids. The record is from RefSeq and is a predicted model, not a curated record. The transcript has 2 exons. Gene Ontology annotation, molecular function: saccharopine oxidase activity; sarcosine oxidase activity; flavin adenine dinucleotide binding.